Molecule: messenger RNA, 3205 nt
Organism: Mus caroli (Ryukyu mouse)
Lineage: Eukaryota; Metazoa; Chordata; Mammalia; Rodentia; Muridae
Gene: Arhgef16
Product: Rho guanine nucleotide exchange factor 16
Biological process (GO): activation of GTPase activity
Molecular function (GO): protein binding; guanyl-nucleotide exchange factor activity
Source: RefSeq, a predicted model, not a curated record
ACCUGGUCUGGAUGUUUGGUUUUGGUUUUGGUUUUGGUUUCCAGAUCCAUCCUGCCAUUGCCUUAACUCACUCGUUCUCUGUGACAUCCUGCUCAGGUGACUGCCCCUCCGGAGCAUCCUGAGUCCAGAAUCCUGUCAUCACAUCCAGUUCCUGGUUUGAGGACAACCAUCUAGGUCAAGAUAGGGCCUCAGAGCUUGGCUCCUCCCCCUGUGCUCUCACCAGCUAGGGCUUGACCCAGGCAGGUCGCUUUCCCUGGGCUUCUCACUGCCUGCCAGAGAAGAAGUUAGGGGAGGGGCUGAAGUCAUAGCCGACUAGAGGGUGUCCUCUGUGGACCAGUUUUUUCAGCUGGUAAACUGGAUUGUGGAGGCCUGGCCCUAGUUUCCCGUCAGGUCAGGACUCUGGCUGCCCCCCCAACUUAUGCUUCUUUAGAGAAGCCUGCCCUGCUUGAGAUGCUUGGGCUUAUGGAACGUGCAGGAGUGAUAGAUUUGAAGACUGAAACUGAGUGGUGGCAUCUUUAAUCAUUGAGGACCCCAGGUUUCCAGGCCCCCAACAGGGCAACUCCUGACAAGUGUGGAGGACCCCCAGUCACGGAGGCCUCCUCUGUCACCAGCAUGUCCCAGAGACAUUCUGACAGCUCUCUGGAUGAGAAACUACUGGAGUAUCGCUUCCAUGCAGAGCUGCGCCUCGAUGCCAACGGGAACCCUAUCCCUGGACUCCCCAUGGUCCGGAGCUCCUUGAAAGCCAGAGCCAAUGCUGCCUUUGAGCCAGAUGCCUCAGAACCCCUGCCGCCACCUCCGUCACCGGAAGAUGAGGAUCCUCGGCCCAUCGUCCUUAGCACGCAAAGCCCCGCGGCCCUCAAGAUGGGCACGCAGCAGCUCAUCCCCAAGAGUCUGGCUGUGGCCAGCAAGGCCAAGACCAAAUCCCCAGCCCGCCACCAGAGCUUUGGGGCGGCUGUGCUCAGCAAGGAGGCUGCCAGGCGGAAUCCUCAGCUCUUCUCAGCCCCCAGCUUCUCGUUGGAUGACAUGGAUAUGGACGUGGUUAAUACCGGGAACCUGAGGCGCAACCUGAGGAACCAGUCCUACAGGGCAGCCAUGAAGGGCCCGGGGCCACCCAGUAGCAAGGGGGACUCAGUCCAGCUUGGCCCCAAGCUCCAGGCUCUCGCUGAGGAGGCUGCUCAGCCUUCCUCCCGGUAUCCAGCCAAAAAUAAGAAAACUCUCGGUCGGAAACGUGCGCACAAGGGCUCUUUCAAAGAUGACCCCCAGCUGUACCAGGAGAUCCGAGAGCGGGGUUUGAACACCAGUCAUGAGUCCGAUGAUGACAUUCUUGAUGAGCCCUCCGGCCCAGUGGGAACUCAGAGAGCAGAUACCACCAUCGUGGUCAAGAACUAUCGGCCUGCUCAGCUCACCUGGAGCCAGCUCCCAGAGGUGCUGGAGUCAGGUGUCCUGGACACGCUGUCAACGGAAGAACGGAAGAGGCAGGAGGCCAUCUUCGAGAUCCUCACUUCUGAGUUCUCGUAUCUGCACAGCCUGAGCAUCCUGGUGACUGAGUUCCUGCAGUCCCGGGAGCUGAGGGCCACUAUGACCCAGACGGAACACCACCACCUCUUCUCUAACAUCUUGGAUGUGAUGUCGGCCAGUCAGAAGUUCUUUGAAGCCCUGGAGCAGCGGCACAAAGCUCAGGUGUGCGUGGAGGACAUCAGCGACAUCUUGGAGGACCAUGCUCAGCAUCAUUUCCACCCUUACAUUGCCUACUGCUCCAACGAGGUCUAUCAACAGCGCACCCUACAGAAGCUGUCGAACAGCAACGCAACCUUCCGGGACGUUCUGAAGGAGAUCGAGAAGCGGCCUGCGUGUGGGGGCCUGCCCAUGAUCUCUUUCCUGAUUCUCCCCAUGCAAAGGGUGACCCGGCUGCCACUGCUGACAGAUACACUCUGCCUGAAGACGCAAGGCCAUCCCGAAAGGUAUAAAGCUGCCAGCCAAGCCCUAAAGGCCAUCAGCAAGCUGGUGAAGCAGUGUAACGAGGGAGCCCACAAGAUGGAGCGCACAGAGCAGAUAUACACACUGAACAUGCAGCUGGACUUUGGCAAGGUCAAGUCCCUCCCGCUCAUCUCUGCCUCUCGCUGGCUGCUGAAGCGCGGGGAGCUCCUCCUCUUGGAGGAAUCCAGUAUCUUUAGGAAAAUCGCCAGCCGACCCACGUGCUACCUGUUCCUGUUCAAUGAUGUCCUGGUUGUCACCAAGAAGAAAAGUGAGGAAAGCUACCUGGUCCAAGACUACGCGCAGCUAGACCAUGUACAGGUCAGGAAACUGGAACCCUCGGAGCCCUCACUGCCAGGAGGCAGCAGCCGCAGCUCCUCCGUGCCCUACCCAUUCCAGGUGAACCUACUACAUAACAGCGAGGGUCGCCAGGAGCAGAUACUGCUGUCAUCGGACUCUGCGAGUGACCGGGCCCGGUGGAUCACAGCACUCACCUACAAGGAGAGACAGUGGCAGGGCAUCACCAACAAAGGAGAACUCCCCCAGGUGGAGGUCACCAAGGCGUACUUUGCCAAACAGGCCGAUGAGAUCACACUGCAACAGGCUGACAUCGUCCUGGUCCUGCAGGAAGAGGACGGUUGGCUACACGGGGAGCGGCUUCGGGACGGAGAGACCGGCUGGUUUCCCGAGAGCUUUGCUCAUUCCAUCACCAGCCGUGUGGCCGUGGAAGGCAACGUGCGCAGGAUGGAGCGGCUGCGGGUGGAGACAGAUGUGUAGCUGGACUGACCGCUCAAAGGCGAAGCCAUGGUGGACACAGCUUCAGUCCCCUGACCAGCAAGUGGUCCUGCCUGCCCCCAAGGAGUAUGAGGGGUUUGUCAUGGGAAGCCCUUCCCCUGGGCUCACGGUUGAGUGCAGAACACUGAACAUCUAUAGAUCCCGCUUGCUUAGACAUCUUUGAGGCAAGUCCCAGGGGCUCACAUUCUGGAAGAAGCCUAGCCUGGCCUCUUACUGGACACCUGAGCUACACCGAGUAACAGUGAUACAGGACUGCUGCCUUCGUUGAAGACAUCAUAGGGUUACCUCCCAGCUGCACCCCUCCAUCCCAGGUGGGACAAAAAGGGCCGGUGUUCUGAGAGGACAGUGCUGGUGGCAGGUGACCUGAGGUGCCAGCAGGGAUAUUGUGAUUACAGAUCUAAAUAACAUAAAAGUAUUUCUUUAAAAUUUUGUUUUA